GUUUGACCAGCUGCAGAAAGCUUGCUUAACGUGAUGUCCAUCGCAGAGAACUUGAGAUUUUGUUUCAAGCGACUACAAAAUAAAAUCAAAAUAUAUUUUGUUCUCCUUCUAACUUUACAUAGCUGCAUUUUGUUUUCUAUUUUGGGAAUAAAAUUGUGAAAAAAAAAAGUUAAUCAUUCCAGAUAUUUUCCAUAUUACGUUUAUUACAUCUUUCACGACCUUCACCUUUUUUCAAUGUGCAGAAGUCAAAGAUUCCUAAAGCUUCAGCUUGUUUUACUGAUGUUCUUCUUCGCGGCUGUUGUUAUCCUAAAGAUGAUACCAUCCGAUGCUGUACUUAGCAAGGUCAAUUCAUACCAGUGUGAGGGACUUGACCUUUUAGACCAGGCCUCCCGCUUUCACAGCAAAGUCCUGUCAACUCAUGAUUCAUACAACACGACCUUAACUAAGAGACUUCAAGGUAGUACUGAAACAGUGAUCAUAAAACAUUACCUUCAUAACAUAACGAGAGCUCACAACAACAAAUUAUUUCAAGUGAUCCAAGAUGAUCAUAUUCAUGAGUCGAAUUGGACUAAUUAUAAGCACAAUUUUGAGGCUAAAAAUGAGUUAAAUUAUACAUUCCUGAUUACUGGUGAGGAUAUAUGCACGAACGAUGCACCCCAUUUAUUGAUUAUUAUUCCUUCAGUGGUCAACGACGUAGGUCGCAGAGAUCUACUACGUAAAACCUGGCUAAGAGCUUCUGAAACAAACUCAUGGCCAAGAAAAAGAAUCCAGCACAAAGUAAAGCAUAUUUUUCUUUUCGGUCAUCGUAGCAAAAGACUGGAAUCAGAUUGGCAAUUACUUUCUAGAGAAUCUCUUUUGAACAACGAUAUAAUAAUGGCUGACUUUGAAGACACUUAUAGAAAUUUAACUGUUAAAAUACUAGUAGGUUUAAAGUGGACAUUAAAAUAUUGUAACAAAGUUCAAUAUGUCUUAAAAGUCGACAUGGAUACGUUCAUCAAUGUCCCUAUAAUGAUGAACCUUUUACAAUAUGUUCAAAAUAAUACAUCGUCUGCUACAUUUGUUAUAGGACUUCUUCAUAGUUAUAAAAAACCUUUAGUGGUUCGAAAAGAAAGUCGGUGGAAGGUCAGUGAGAAUGAAUAUCCUUUGCCUUUUUAUCCUAGAUAUCUUUAUGGACAUACAUAUGGCAUCAGUAGAACUGGUAUCGAUACGUUGGUACAUAUGUCUGAGAAAAUAAGCCUUAUCGCCCCAGAAGAUGCUUUCAUUACGGGAAUAUUACCAAAAUUGGCGGGAGUGCUUCGACUGACUGCACCCAGUUUCACCGCGUGCUGUAAAAAACUUGAGGAUUGUCAAAUUGUGUGGGAUAAUAAAGUGUCCGCAACGCAAAUCAAGACAAAUGAAAGAUUUGAGAUGCUGUGGUCUAAUAUUGUCAUGAACUCGUGUGAACACAAAGAUAUAUAACAAGUGUAAUAUAUUAUAUUAGGUACCAAUAACAAUGAAAGUGCGUUUACUGAAUUAGUUCCUUUGUUAGUCCGUUGUUUGCAUUAAUUUGUUUGUUUUUAUUAUUUGGACAACGUUUAUUUAAAAAAGUCAAUUAUUCUUUAAUUUCUACAUACGAAACUAUUCAAUAUGAACCAAGUUACAUAUAAACUCUAAAAGCAUAUUGAAAGAGACAAAAAAGGACUUUGAAGAUAAGUAUCACAUAGUUUAGUUAUGUGACAUGAUCUUGAAAGGUCAUCGACUUUUUUUUUUAAAGUUCCAUUUAUACUUUUGCCAGCGAUUGACUUUCAAUUUUGGAUUGAAUGUUGCUACACGUAAAAAUAUAUAUGUCAGUCGCAUUUACUUAGCCCACUUUUUUUGUUUGUUAAAUAAGUAUGCCAUUUUUUUUUCAGAUUUGUUCUAGAAAUAAAAAUACAUUUCAGACUACUAAACAUUCACUAAACCUUUUCUGACCAAUAAACAUUUCCGACCGCUAAACAUUUCAGACUACUAAACAUUCACUAAACCUUUUCUGACCAAUAAACAUUUCCGACCGCUAAACAUUUCAGACUACUAAACAUUCACUAAACCUUUUCUGACCAAUAAACAUUUCUGACCACUAAACAUUUCCGACUACUUAACAUUCACUAAACCUUUUCUGACCAAUAAACAUUUCUGACCACUAAACAUUUCAGACUACUAAACAUUCACUAAACCUUUUCUGACCAAUAAACAUUUCUGACCACUAAACAUUUCCGACUACUUAACAUUCCAGUCUACAAAACAUUCACCAAACUUUUUCCGACCACUAAACAUUUCUGACCAUUAAACACUUAAAGAUAGUUACAACAACUGUUUUAUGUACUUCUUAGAUUUUAGUUGGUUAAAUCAGUUAUACCAUUAUACACUGACCACCGAUCCCCACCCCAAUUUUAUGUCUCUUUGUUUACUAACAGUGUAUAGAAGCUGUACUGUAUAAUAUUAAUGUAGUAGAUCCCUCCGACUUCUCUUAGUUAUACAGCGAACAGCACAACAAUAGAAUGGUCACCUUGUAAACAGAGCAACCGCCGGCCAAGGCAGCGCUGAUCCCACACACUGUGUUUGUGUUUAAUCUAACUGAGCAUUGCGUUCGAUAUAAUGAAUUUAAUCAAUUCGACAAAACUGUAUUUAGCUCAUUAGUAAACACUGUUUCUAUCUCCAUUGUACAUUAUUGAGUGAUAUUAUUCAAGUAUUAUUCAACUCUCUGUCAGCUUCCGCUGUACAUUAUAAAUAUCAUUGACAUGUUUACAUCUUAAAUGUCUUCUCAUGACAAUAAUUUCAAUUUCUCUAUCACUGCAUUGAUUGCCAUUUAUAUAUUAUUGCAUUAAUAGCCAUUUACAUUAAAUUGUAUUGCACUGCAAUUUCUGAAUCACUGCAUUGAUUUCCAUAUACAUUUAGGCCUUAGGCCUAAUUGUAUGCUAACAUUGCAAUUAAAAUUUCAAAGAUUGGCUUAUUUUAUUAAGACUAGUCGCCAUCAUUAACUUAGCUUAUUAUAUGCCUUGUUUAAUAUAUUGCUAUCCAAGACAAAUUUCCUUACGGACAAUAAAGAUUAUUUUAAUUAUGUUAGAAAUGAACGAGUGGUCAUUCUCUGGCGCUGCCAGUGUCGAGUUUCGUUAAAGAGAAACAAAAUUCAUCGUAGUCCCUUUAACAGUUUCCACUGAGGAAUUUUCUGGUGAUGUUGCAGCUCUGCAGCAGUACCGCCCUCUGACAGGCAACGAGGAUGUUCCUAGGAAUGUUAAGGGCCUUGAAGGUGUCUGUGAGGUCAGUUGUUAUUAUCCCAUCGGUUGAUAUAACAAUGGGGUAUAUUGUUAUUUUAGAUAACUUCCAUAAACGCUUAAUCUCCAAGCCUAGGUUCCCAUAUUUUCUUUGUUUUUCUAUCUCAGUUUUUUUUUUAAAUUAUGAGACAGUGGUACGGCGAUAUCGAUAAUGGUAGUGUUUUUUUCUUUUUUAUCGAUGAACAGCAGGUCCGGGCGAUUGAAAUCUACCGUUUUGUCGGUCAGAAUAGGCCUAUCCCAGUACAGCAGAUGUUCAGUAGACUCGAGAACCUCUUGUGGAGAGUAUUUAUAAUAAGGAGGAGUGUCCUUACCGAUCAAAUUGUACGUCAAAGCCAGCUGUUGGUGUAUUAACUUUGCAACUUGGUUAUGGCGACCCAGGUAGGCUGAUUCUGAUAGGGCUGGACAUCCUGCCAUAAUGUGUUCAAUCGACUCGCCCACAUUUCCACAUUUUCGGCAUUUGUCGACAACAUUGAGUUUCAGGAUAUGCUUCUCGUAAUUUUUUGUCCUGAUUACUCUGUCCUGUAUUGCUGUAACAAAGCCUUCUGUUUCAGGGUAGAGAUGACCUGCUUUGAGCCAUGUUAAGGAAGCAGCCUUGUCGAUGUUGUCCCCAUGUAAUAAAGCUGGAAAUUUUCCUUGGAGUGUUUUUCUUCCCAUUGGCGAAUCUCAUGCCCUACGUCGUCCAAACCGAGAUUGACAUCAGCAUUGUGUAGGUUCAGAGGGGUUGCUUGGAGUCAUAUUUGCGUAGAAUGGAAACUAUUUGAUUGCUGGAGGCGAGCAGUCUUGAUCGUAUUUUUAAAACUUGCAUCUUACACAAUUUGAAGAUGUUCUGCAAUCCACGACCCCAUCCUUCCUGGGCAGGUAUAACCUUAUGGUGGAGGACUUGGGGUGUAGGCAUCGAAAUUUGUUUAGUAAUUUUAUAGUGAGUCUGUCAAUGUCAUGUAGGUCGGUGUCAGUCCAUUUGAUCACACCGAACGUGUAAAGAAACAGCUGGGACGGCCCAGCUGUUUAUUGCAGUGAUGAGAUUACUGCCAGACAGUUUGGCGUUGAGGAUUUUAUUAACUCUUUGCUUAUAUUUUCUAAGAAAGUCCUCUUUUAAUUUCUUAUGGUUUAUCUUGGCAUUCUGGUUUAUUCCACGAUAUUUAUAAAGAGAGGCAGAGUUCAAUUCCUUGAUGCCCUCAAAUGCAAUGUUGGUGUUCGUUGCCUUGCCCUUUUUAAUGCUUAUGAUUCCACACUUAUCCAGGCUUAUUAAUAUUAUUAUUAUCUCCUAUGCUCUUAUUUUACCAUAUUCCUCAUUGGACUUUUUCUCCCACUCGACUUGCCCUUAUUCGGUAUUCCAACAUAUGGACAGUGUUUCACUAACUGAGGUCCGCGAACCCUCAGAGGUCCGUGAGAUGAACGAAAGGGGUCCCGCAGAAAGAUGAAAAUUGUAUACUAUUGCAAUUAAAAGACAGUUAAUCCAUCUCUACUGUUUGAUAUGUCUAUUACGUACUAUUCUAUGACGACCUAAAUCGAAGAUUUGAAGACAUUCUUCACUUGGUGUUGAACACUUUUGCACGUGAACAUACUCACUUCAAAUAUCCACAAACGAGGAACUCAAACCAAUGUUUAUUCAAGGAUACCACAAAUUCUGCAUUACGAAUCAAUGCUCUAGAAGUUCCCGCCUUCUUUUCUUUACAAAUAUAAGAAACCGACUUGAAAUGUGUGCUCUCUGAGCCAGGCGUCAAUACAUUCAUAAAAUUCUAUGAAUAUCAUUCAAAUAUUUUUUUUGAAUUUUGUUUUUUAACGAAAGUUAUAAUCUCAAUAAACACUCCUAAAACUAUUUUUUUCAUUUUAUUUUCAUUUAUGUAAUAUGCAAGUUUUUACUAAUAAAGGGGUCCCAGAGUGAAAAAAGAAAAAAAAAAAAAAAGUUUGAGAAUCUCUGGACUAGUAUACCUCAAGUCUUUCCUUGUUCCGUGUUCAUGGUCGACAAGUUAUGUCUUUUAGAUGUAACCUUUCAAGUUGUCUCCCGCACCCCACCCCAUGAGACCUCGUCAUGUGGGUUCUCAGCCUGUGGGUCGCGACCCCCUUGGGGGUCGAUUGACGAUUUGCCAGAGGUCGCCAAAGACAAUCGAAAAAGGUUAUUGUUUUUGUCUAUUCCUCUAUUGCUGUGUGUGGCAUGAACCCUAUCCUUUUGUUGGCACGUAGUGGGAGGCUACAUUAUGUGACGUGAAAUUUGCAUUCGUCCUCAAUACGUCAACGGAUGAUAAUAGAGCCGUUUAGUAUGACAAUAUUGAAGACGCCAGACUGAAAUAAAGGACAACUGCCAGGUGAGAAGCUGUGUAGGUUGUCUGGUCAGGAAAGGGUCGUUCCUGUUAGUGGAAGACAUUCCUGUUAGUGGAAGACAUUCCUGUUAGUGGAAGACAUUCCUGUUAGUUUAUGUAGCCGGGGGCAACGAGAAGGUAGAGAGUGGCACGUUCAGAGAUCACGUGUUAGUGGCAGGAUAGUGAACCCUGGAGGAACGUUAGGACAUAGGCGGCAACAGUGAACCUUGUAUGUUAGUGGAAGACAGUGGCGGCGACAGUGAACCCUACAGGCCAGAGCUAAAUGAACUCAUAGCCAAUAUAAACAUUAUUGUUUAUUAAAAUCAUUUCUCAUCUGUUGUCAAGAGAACAUCCCUCAUUUCUUCCCCUUAAUCCUCUGUUGAGUGUUUACCCUCGUUACAAUACUAGUAUAUAUAUAUAUAUAAGGCUUGUCUCCAAGUCCGAAUGUAGUAAUUUCUCGUGGCUAAUAUACAUCUAAAGUAAACUAAACCACUACAACAAUACAUUUUUUCAAAGACUUGAAUGUGCGUGAUAUCAGAGAAAUACGUGACCAACAGAGCAUAGUACUGUGCUAUAGAAAUUUUUUAAAGCCGAACAUUCAACGCUCUUUAUGCACCGGUACAAAAAAAAAGCAAGUAAAAUGAUAUUUUGACAGCGUGUGAAGGGCAUCUAUAGAAGUCUCUUUCAGUUUGGAUUAUAUGUUGUUGUUUUUUUCUUGUUCGAGUUAGAUGUGCCAGUCUACAGAUUGUUUGAUAAAACCAAGCAGAACAAAGUGUUACCACUCAUGCAACUCCAGUAGGUCUAUAAUAUUAAUAUUUGUCAUCUACCCCAUCUAUUAGCGAGCGUUCUAUGAUAUGUAUAUACACUGUACUGUACAGUCAAUAUUGAAUAAAGAAAAAUGCAAAUGUGGCUGUUUAACAUGAUUUUUCAGUGAUUUUUUAAAAAUAUUAGCGGCCCCCGAAAGGGGAAAAGAGGAAAGAGGAAAAGACGCUAUUAGUUUAGUGUGGAAUGUUUGUCCGUCUUUCCGUCCGUCCCGUUUAGAUCUCUUAAACUAGAAAAGAUAGUGAAAAUCCGACAUCAUAAUAUUUUAGACCAUUCAAAGUCCUGAUUCAACGGCUACUUUUUUUCUUUUCUGAAAGCGAAAAAUCUAAUUUUUAAAAUCACUUAUGCAAGCAGUUUUUUUCAUAAAAAUACACCACUCUUACAACUAUUCACUAUUAUUAGUGUACAGGAGGUUCUUUAGUAGGGGAGAUGACUAUCUUCCAUAUAUGUAACACAUUUAUGCAAACGGUUUUAGAAUUUUUGUCAAAAAUAUUUUUUUACAUUUGUAUUGCUAAGUUAAGUAAGUUCUGUUAUACUAACUACUACAUUUACACAAAAUAUGUUUACUGUUUUUUAAGAGAAAAAAUCUAUUUAGUAUGCAUAUAAAUUGGACAUAAUUUAAAACAACAAUUAAUAAGUAGUUUUUCAUAUUAUCACGUGAGCUGCAAUGGGACCAUAUGCCAAAGGCACACUGAACAAAAGGGAUUUUUUAAUUAUUUUUUUUUAAAGAAAUGUUUUUUUUCUUAAGGAAUAAGAGAUUGUCCUUUUUACAAAACAAUUACAGCAAUUAUACAUUCAUUAUAAGACAUUAGUUAGGCCAGGUUCACAUCUAACUUCACAUUCACUUUCACCUAACCUUUGGUCUGUGGAUCGCUGGGGCACCACACAAGAUCCGUCAGUCUUCUUUCUCCUUUCUUCUCUGUCAUUUGUCUUUGAUAGAAUUUCAUUCUGAUAUUCUUUCUGAAAAUAUUGAAACGUGCCUUUUUACCUGCCUGGGUGGACCACUUCGGGGGCCGAUUUUUAGUUAAACUAGACUAUUUAGGUUUUUUUUUGUUUCUACCUUGCUUAAAGAAACGAUAAACUUUCAAAUAAAAAUAAUAAUUACAAAAUAAGCGACUUAUUUUGUGGUCUACGCCUACACAAACGUUAGACCUAGUAAAAAUGGUAUCUCCAUAGCAGGGUACUUAGUAGACUUUAAUUCAUGUACCUUGUAACAAGAGGGACAAUAAGGGUAGCUACUUUUUUUUUCAAUAAGAGUUGGUCCCCCUUAAUACAUUAUUUAAGUCCCAGUUAACUGAAUACAAUUGCCACUUCCUCUUGAGCCUUUGAGCUGACCAGUGUACAUUAUUGUGAAGUAAAUCUCCAUAAUGUUUAUAUAAUAGUUUUGUUGUUAUGCUCUGAGUUUGUUACUCAAGAGGAGUGUGCCACUUUAUGGGAAUGCAUUUUUCAAUAACGAGCUAAGUAGACUUUAUUUAUUUGUUGUUAAUAAGUUGGUUUAUGUAAAUAUUAUGUCUACUUAGUCUCUUAUCCUUUCCUGUAUGUGUUUUUUUUUUUCUAUAAAGACCAGAUUUGGGUCGUAUAGUAUGUAAAAGACAAACUUUUGUCUUGAUACGAGACAGUAGUGUGUCUCAUGGAUGACGGUCAUUUGACUGUUAGGACCUGUAUUGUAAGCCAACGUUGUUGUUUUUUUUAGAUGAGACACUAAUGUGCCCCUGUGAUGACAGUUCUUUGAUUAUUUUGAACUGAACCUGUCCUACUAGUUUGAUUUUUUUUAUUUUUUUUACUUUCUUUUGUUGGCCUUUAUGUCCGUUUUCUUUGAAUGAUCUUUUUCUUUUGGUUCCUAAAUAAACUCUUUAUUAGCUGUAA
Messenger RNA from Biomphalaria glabrata, 8278 nucleotides. RefSeq names its product beta-1,3-galactosyltransferase 5-like. Gene Ontology annotation, molecular function: hexosyltransferase activity. Bases 235 to 1458 code for a protein of 407 amino acids. The record is from RefSeq and is a predicted model, not a curated record. Gene Ontology annotation, cellular component: membrane. The transcript is spliced from 2 exons. Lineage: Eukaryota; Metazoa; Mollusca; Gastropoda; Planorbidae.